This is a messenger RNA of Dreissena polymorpha, 1521 nucleotides long. RefSeq lists its product as uncharacterized. Lineage: Eukaryota; Metazoa; Mollusca; Bivalvia; Myida; Dreissenidae. The transcript is spliced from 2 exons. The record is from RefSeq and is a predicted model, not a curated record. Bases 165 to 1085 code for a protein of 306 amino acids.
CGUAUAGAUGUAAUGAUGCAACUAAAUGUAAGAUAACUGUUGUGGUAGUUCAAAAUACAUCGGUAAACAGUGAAUUGAUCAAUAAACUUGAAGACUUCAAACUUAAAACCAACACCGAUUAUUUUAUCAAACAAAUCUCUGACAUUCCGCAAUAUGAUAGGGAAAUGGAAGUCGAAGUGGGAAAUACUGGAAUAGAUGACACAGAUAAAGACAUUAUGCUCGCUUGCUUCAAGAAAAAUGCGGAAAGUUUGUUGUCAACACAUACAAAUUUAAGCAUUGUUCAGGGAAGCUUCUACAAAAUUAACAGAAAUUUGGAGGAAACUUACGAACCACGACUUGUUUUAUACGUCAUUGCAAAAGAAUAUAUCCCACUGGGAGAAGACCCGUUUGAUAAAGUGUACGAUGGCAUACAAGUAGAUGUUCGCGAAGGAAUGUUUACCAUGUUUGGAAAUCAUGCAGAUGAUGCACUCAGUAAUAUUCGAAUGGGGUGUAAAAUUCAAAGGGUGGUAAAUGAACAAUCUUACAAUGGAACACUCGGUGUAUUUUUUGAACAUCCGGAGCACGGUUUGUGUGGGAUUACAUGUGCGCACGCCAUUCUUACUCCAGAAGAACAUCGAAAUUGUAUCGAAUAUGGUCUGAAGAAAACAUGGAUUGACAACCAUCAACAAAUAGUCGUAUAUCAACCUGCAAAGCCACAUUUGUUGGGUCAUGUUGUGGGUAUCAUUUGCUCUGAAGGCACAAUGUCAAAUUCAGGAAACGACGUCGCAAUCAUACGAAUAGUAGACGAUCGUAAGCCUGUGAAUGGGAAAUGGCCACAACCUAAAAGCGAUGCAAAGGAACUAGAGUUUGAAUAUACAUCUGGGAGAGUAUUCAUAUCCAAAACAUACGCGGGCAUUUGCUACAAGUUCGGUGGAACAACUGAAUAUACCGAAGGAAGAAUUGCAAAUAUUGGGUUGAAUGUAACACGGGAAAUUCGAAUACGUGAUAAAGAUAGAAAGUUUAAUAACCUUAUUGAAGUAAAGCAGCUAAAACAAGUUUGCAAACGCAGGCGAUUCUGGAUCUCCUGUAUUCGUAAAAGAUGGUGACGGAGACUAUAUUUGUCUUGGGAUUAUAAUAGGAGGCGUUGCAAACGUCGGUCCGUAUUAUGUUAUACCGAUUGAGAAGAUACUGCAUGAUAUUGGUAUAACUAAACUGAAAUCGUUUUCACCAAGUAACGCCGAACUCGGAAGGUCUGUUAAUGAAAUCAAGACCGACGUGGGGGGAAUCAUGACCGAAGUGGCGGUCAUUAACCAAAAACUAGACCGCUUAUUGAUUCUUUUAGAUUCGUAAUUUCCGUGGACAUUAUUGCUGCAAGUACAUGUGUUUGCUUUCGUCUCAUCACUAACGUGAAAGCACUGUUUAGUCUUCAAUUUCUUGAACAGAAUUGAAACUAGAUAUGUGUUAUAAUAUCCAAUUACAAUUACUUGUGAAUUAAAUGCGCUUGUUAAAUCAGUUUUUAUCGAUACAGAAUAUCUACUACUA